Messenger RNA from Amphimedon queenslandica, 646 nucleotides. RefSeq lists its product as uncharacterized. The transcript has 3 exons. The coding region runs from base 51 to 644 and encodes 197 amino acids. The record is from RefSeq and is a predicted model, not a curated record. NCBI's taxonomy places the organism in Eukaryota, Metazoa, Porifera, Demospongiae, Haplosclerida, Niphatidae.
GAAAUAAGAAAGAAAGCGGCUUUUAUAAGGUUUUGAAUGGUGAAGUUGACAUGAUAGAGGAAGAGUACCAGUCUAAUAAAAUUUCACUGACAUCAGAAGGGGUUUAUGAAGUAGAAAGACUUAUAGAAAAGAGAAAAAUUAAAGGCAUAGAUUAUUUCUUAGUGUUAUGGAAAGGCUACUCUAAAGAAGAAGCUUCUUGGGUUCCAUACUGGGACAUUACUGAGCUAGCUAUCCAGUUAUUUCAUGAACCUCAACCAGUAAAGAGAGCAAUACUAGAUGCAGUUAGUACUUUCUCUGUUGCUAUUCAGAGUAGUUUAAGAGCUGGUCUUCUUGCUAAGCGAGCUGUGACUCUUGAAUUUCCAAGGAAUGUAUUCAAGUACCUUUUCCAAGACAAAGGAACUCUUGUUAAGGGUAAACCUGGGAAGCUGUAUGAAAGAGGAGACUUUUCUUCGGAGUUUUUCAAUGAACUGCACUUCUCUUGCUACAAUAAGGAUGGUGAUGGCUGUUUUGUGACUUUUCCCAUAUAUAUGUACAGCCAUAUUAAAUUCUGUCAUCAGAGCUUUGACUCUGAUGGUAGGAAACUUAAUCGUAGUUUUACAGAGACUCUUUCUUUGAAACUGAUAAAGUCUUAUUGUCAUCAAUAAUA